AUGCUAGAUGAUUCUGCGCUUGAAACUUUUGCGACAGGAAGACCAUUGGAGGAUUCUCCUGAUUUGCAAGUUUGUAAGCAUUGCAAGAAGAGUGUAUUGAAAUCCGCGACGGAAAAGCAUGUCAAAGCGUGUUUAAAUGCGAAGAGGUUGAAAUUGUUGAAGAAAAAAGAAGCGAAGGAAGCAAGGGAUAAGGUGAAGAAGAAAUUAUCGAGUAAAGGUGUGGAUGGGGAUGGAGAUACUAAGAUGGGGAGUGAUGAUGACGACGAUGAUGAUGAGAAAGGUCCAGGUGGUUUUAAGAGUUCGAAAAAGAGUGCCGGGAAAAAUAAUGGGGAUGCGAAGGGGAAGAAGAGAAAGGCGGAUGGUGAAGGGGAGAAGGGUCCAAAGCAGAAGAAGAAAAAGGAAGAGCCAAAACCAAAGGCUCCAAAACCGAAAGGUCCUGUCGAUGUAGAACGACAAUGUGGUGUCCUGAAAGAUGGAGUCCCAUGCGCUCGCUCUUUAACUUGCAAAUCUCAUUCUAUGGGAGCUAAAAGGGCCGUUCCUGGUCGUACUUUACCUUAUGAUAUGCUUCUUUCUCAAUAUCAAAAGAAAAAUCAAGCCAAACAACAAAAAGCAGCUAUCGAUGCCAAUGCACCCCUCGAAGAUGAAGAUCUCCUUAAUGGUCCUAUCGAUUCAGAUGAAGAACUUCUCACCGUUCAAUCUGGCCUCGCAAAUUGGAAUCCACAACCAUUAGUUCCACCACUUAUUCAAUAUCCAAUUCAAUAUCGUUAUAGAGAUGAGAGAUUAUGGGAACAAUUACAUAAUGCUACAAAUGGAUUUACAUUGAAUAUUUGUAAAGUUAAAGGAUUAGGAGCUCAAAAAGCUUCACCGGGAAUAGAAAAUGGAGAGAAUGAUGGGGAUGAAAUCAUGGGAGGAAUGGGCGACGGUACGAAUGGAAAUGGAAGUUCGGAAAUGGGAUUAGGAAUUGUAGGACCGCCGGUUAGAAGACCUAGUGGAUUUGUACUGCAAGGUGUUCCACAGAGAAAACAAAGUAUGGCUGGACGUGCUUAA
Sclerotinia sclerotiorum 1980 UF-70 is the source of this 1047-nucleotide messenger RNA. RefSeq lists its product as hypothetical. The record is from RefSeq and is a predicted model, not a curated record. Gene Ontology annotation, biological process: RITS complex assembly; regulatory ncRNA-mediated heterochromatin formation; regulation of transcription by RNA polymerase II. NCBI's taxonomy places the organism in Eukaryota, Fungi, Ascomycota, Leotiomycetes, Helotiales, Sclerotiniaceae. Gene Ontology annotation, cellular component: SAGA complex. The transcript is spliced from 3 exons. Bases 1 to 1047 code for a protein of 348 amino acids.